AUGAUGGCAGAAACGCCAAUAUCUUCAUUACUUCGUCGACAAUCUACUCAACGAAAAAAAGUUAAAUUUACCAGAAUAUACGAACCACAUCUUCAUCAACAAGCAAUUGUGGAUGAUGUCAAUGAAUUGAUAAAUGAUCGUAUACCAGAAAAUGAUGUUCCACGAACAAGUUCAAGAAUAUCAGUUCAUUGGAAAUCGAAUCGAGAAGAUAAGAUGACUGUCAAACAUCAAAUUAAUACCGAUACUGAACAAUUUGAUGCAUUAUUUGCACGUUCAAAUGCUUCAUCGCCACCUUCACCACAUCCUCGUUGUUAUAGUUCAACGACACCUGUUACUAUUCCAUUUCAAAUAUUUACCGAUACAUCAUUACAUAAUUAUGCUAAAUCUCAACCACAUUUAACAUCAUCUCCUUCACGUUCAAUUAAACUAAUAGAUGUUGUUCGUCGACAAUCAAAUGCAUCAUCAACAAAAAGUCAACAAUCAAAUGUAACUGUAUCACCAAAUUCAGCACAAACAAAAAGAAAAAAAUUUUUCUUAACUCAUGCCGCACAAGUUUUUCUUCAAUCAUCAAAUUCCCAAAGCGAACAGUUAGGACCAUUAGCACGGUCGUGUUCUUAUAAACGUCCUCAAUCGAUAAAAAAAUAUCGACAACAAAAGAAGGGAAAAGAAAAAGAACAGAAAGAACAGAAAGAAUAUUCUUCUUCUUCUUCUCCACGCAAAUAUAGCACGUAUAACAAUAAUAUUCUUCACACAGUUACUUCCGAUUCUACUCGCAAAUCGGUUAGUAGUGGUGUUCCAUCAAGAAUUUCUGCAACUGAUCUUAUGGCAACUGUUGAUCCACAUGAUCAAUGGUCAAGUCCCAAAGCACUUCGAUCAGGACGAGUUGGCUCAUUACCACUGGAUCAAUUAUUACAAUUACCUCAUGAUGGAGAUGAAGAAAUCUAUCGUGUAAGACAAUUUCAUACAACAUCAAAGGGAUUUGUUAAUCGAGGUGAUUCAUUUAAACGUUCAUUUAAACGAAGUGGUUCGACAAGUCGUCGUAGUUCAUUUCGUAAAAGUGAUCGUACACCAUCACAAGAACAUGUUAAUGAGUCUAUUCAAUUAAAUAAUGAAAUGCGUACAAGUUCAAAUUCAUUAACUGUUUCUAAUAUAACACCGGCCGGACCUAAUCUCAAUGGAAUACUUGAUAACAAUUUUAUUGAUUCAACUAUCGAGAACAUUUCAACAUCACCAGCAAUUGAUGAUGAAAAUGAUGAGGAUGAUGAUGAUAAUCUACUUGUUGAUCGUAUUGAAACAGAAGAUGGUCGUGUACAAGAUAUACGUGUUUAUCAAGUUUAUUUACUUGGUAUGAGUGGAACAGGAAAAUGUUCACUAUUAAGACAAUUUAAAACAACAGAAUAUCGAGGCAUUUAUGAAUAUUCAAGUUCAGUUGAAGAUGAUCCUGACAAUACUGUAUCAAUAAUGCUCGAUGGAAUUGAAUCUCGUUUACAUAUAAUUAACAUCGAUGUUGAUCUUAAAAUAACUGGCGUUGGAGGUGAUGCAUGUGUUGUCGUAUAUUCGAUAACUGAUCGCCAAUCCUUUCAAACAGCAAUUCAAUUAAUAAAACAUAUUCGUGAAAAAGAACUAACCGAUAAUAUAUCAACAAUAAAACGUUCUAUACCAAUUAUUUUAGUUGGAAAUAAAUCUGAUCUUGUACGUAAACGAGCUGUAACAAAAGAAACUGCUCGUCAUGCAGCCUUUCGAUAUGAUUGUAAAUUUGUCGAAACAUCAGCUGCAAUUAACGAUAAAGUUGAUGAUUUACUUGCUGGUACAUUGAAACAAAUACGUAUAAAUGAACAAAAACGUUUUGAACAACGACGUCGUUUAACUGUUACGAAUGGUGCAAUCGAUAUUACGGAUGUUAAUGCUGAUAAAUUAUCUGAUUCAGCUAUACGAAAAAAUUCAACCGUAUAUAAUCGAAAUUCUAAAAAUGUUUUUUCCAAAUUUUUAAAUGUUUUCCGAAAAAAACCAUCAAGAUUACCAGCCGAUGUGGAAAAUUUAAAUACAGAUAUUCGUUAA
Molecule: messenger RNA, 2058 nt
Organism: Adineta steineri
Lineage: Eukaryota; Metazoa; Rotifera; Eurotatoria; Adinetida; Adinetidae
Source: the annotation of a GenBank genome assembly